AUGUUAACUCUGACUCCUGAAUUAUCUGUGUCCUACGAAGCCAAGAUUACGUUCAUAUCUCUUUCCCUGCUGGAAUUAGCAGUGGGGUUGCUGGCCAACGCCUUCAUUGUCUUGGUGAAUUGCUGGGAUGUGAUCAAGCAACGGCCACUGAGCAACUGUGACUUGGUACUGCUGUGUCUUGGCAUCACCCGGCUUUUCCUGCAUGGGCUGCUGUUUCUGGAUGCCAUCCAUCUCACAUUUCUGCAGCAGAUGAAGGACCCUCUGAGCCACAGCUACCAAAUCAUCAUCGUAUUCUGGAUAGUCACAAACCAAGUCAGCCUCUGGCUAAGCAGCUGCCUCAGUCUCCUCUACUGCUCCAAGGUCGCGCGCUUCUCCAAUGCCUUCCUGCUGUGCUUGGUAAGCCUGAUCUCCAGGAAGAUCCGCCAAUUGCUCCUUGGUGCUGUCUUGUUCUCCUGCACCUGUUCGGUCUUCUGCGUGUGGGAUUUCUUCAGCAGGUCUCACGUCACAAUCACUUCUCUGUUAUUCAGGAACAACACAGAGCUCAAUUUGCACAUGACAAACCUCCAUUUCUCAUUUUCUUUCCUUUUCUGCAACGUGAUCUCCAUUCCCCUGUUUCUGUCUUUUCUGAUUUCUAGCGGGCUGCUGAUUGCAUCCCUGAGGAAGCACAUGAGAACAAUGAAGACCCACCCCAGAGAUGCCCAAGACCCUAGCCUGAAGGCCCACAUCAAAGCCCUGAGGUCUCUGGUGUCCUCCCUCUGCUUCUAUGUGGUCUCAUUUGGUGCUGUCUGGAUCUCCGUGCCCUUACGGACAAAGUGGCACAGCAAGACAGGGGGCAUGGUCUGCGUAAUGCUGAUGGCAGCUUGUCCCACUGGACACGCAGCCAUCCUGAUCUCAAGCAAUGCCAAGUUGAGGAGGACUCUGGGGACUGUUCUACACUGGGUCCAGAGCUGA
This is a messenger RNA of Ochotona princeps (American pika), 951 nucleotides long. RefSeq names its product taste 2 receptor member 38 (gene TAS2R38). Gene Ontology annotation, molecular function: bitter taste receptor activity; G protein-coupled receptor activity. Bases 1 to 951 code for a protein of 316 amino acids. NCBI's taxonomy places the organism in Eukaryota, Metazoa, Chordata, Mammalia, Lagomorpha, Ochotonidae. Gene Ontology annotation, biological process: G protein-coupled receptor signaling pathway; detection of chemical stimulus involved in sensory perception of bitter taste; sensory perception of taste. The record is from RefSeq and is a predicted model, not a curated record. The transcript has a single exon. Gene Ontology annotation, cellular component: membrane.